Molecule: messenger RNA, 7208 nt
Organism: Pristis pectinata (smalltooth sawfish)
Lineage: Eukaryota; Metazoa; Chordata; Chondrichthyes; Rhinopristiformes; Pristidae
Gene: rreb1a
Product: ras responsive element binding protein 1a
Exons: 13
Coding region: 199-5457 (1752 amino acids)
Biological process (GO): regulation of transcription by RNA polymerase II
Cellular component (GO): nucleus
Molecular function (GO): RNA polymerase II cis-regulatory region sequence-specific DNA binding; DNA-binding transcription activator activity, RNA polymerase II-specific
Source: RefSeq, a predicted model, not a curated record
ACGGGCAAAGGGAGAGAGAGAGAGACACGUGAUGAGUUUGGUGAUCAGGUUGAACUGAGAGGGAGGGAGGGAGUGAGUGUGAGAGAGAGGAGAGGAGGGAGAGGCGCAGCGCAGGAACCCACUGACUAACCCUCACUGUUAUCUUUGCAAUCCAGGAGGAAGAGGAGGAGGAGGAGAGGGAGCCAUCACCAUCUCCUGAUGUCUCGGCGGAAACAAACCAACCCCAACAAAGUCAACCUGGCGGACAAUGGGUCAGAGGAGAAGGUUGAUGCGGGCCAGAUCUCUCGUGCUGAACUGACGACGUCAGCUGAUGGGAGCGAAGACCAGGAAGCUGACGUUGAUGUCCAACCUAAAGCUCAGAGUGGAAGCGGAGAUGACGAGCCGGAGGUGAUUGUGCCCGCGGAGGGGGGAGCGGGAGUUUUGCAAAGCAAUCCGGAAGGCGAUGACUUGUCCUCGGUGAAGUCCAUGAUGUCAACGGUAAUGAGUGUGGGAAACCUGAGUGCGGAGGUGGGCAAGCCUCCAAGUGACAAGAGCCCCUCGAAGGUCGCUGCCUCUACGCGGAAAAUCAAGCAGGAAACCAAAGAAGAGAAGUCUGCCUUCGUCUGCCCAUUAUGUGGGAAGAGCUGCGGGACCCAGCACCAGUUAACUAUGCACAUUCGACAGCACAACACAGACAGCGGAGGGAACAACCAUUCCUGCAGCAUCUGCGGCAAGUCCCUGAGCUCGGCCAGUUCACUGGACCGGCACAUGCUGGUCCAUUCUGGGGAGCGGCCCUACACCUGCUCGAUCUGCCAGCAAGCCUUCACCACCAAUGGUAACAUGCACAGGCACAUGAAGAUCCAUGAGAAGGAGCCCCCCCUCAAUGGGGCCUCAAGCCCCCCGUCGCCCAGCAAGCGCCGAAGACUCUCGGUCAAGAGGAAACUGAGCCAAGAGGAAGGCGAGUCGAAGGAGGAAGAGUCUCCCAGCAAAAAGGUUAACCGAGAGAAUGCCUCCGACACAGAGGAAGAGAAGAAAAGCGAGGAGAUUCUUCACUGCCCCGUGUGUCUCAAGACUUUCAUCUGCAAGUACGGCCUGGAGUCCCACAUGGAGACGCACCCUGACUCCACCUUGAGGUGUAGCCUGUGCUGCAUUUCCUUUAAGACCCACCGCGGUUUACUCCGACAUAACGCCAUGAUCCACAAGCAGCUUCCGACAGAUGUUUCCGGAAAGCCUUACAUCCAGAACAAUCCCACCAUUCCAGUGGGCUUCCAUGACCUUGGAUUCAUCGACUUCUCCUGCAGGAAAUUUCCCCUCAUUUCCCAGAUGUGGUCGGAGGUGAACCUGCGGCGGUGCACCAGUAAGUUCCAUCGCUUCGUCUGCGAGAUGUGCAACAAGGCCUUUCCGAUGCUCGCUGCCCUGAACCUGCACAUGAAGACUCACCAGGGCCCGCUGGAGGAGGGGCAUGCCAGGCCCGAGGCCCAGUGGGCAGCCGAGGCCGACGCCGAGCAGAAAGCCUUCAUGGCCUCCUUGGGCCUGCAUCACACCAAAGAAGUGCGGGCCACGAAGCAGGAGGAGAGCACCGAAUUCGACAUCCGCAACAUUUGGGUAGAGACACCCCAGUGGAACCUACCUCAAGAGGCCAACUGCGCCACCAUGAAGAGCCAGCCCGCCUUGGACCUUGCUUCUUUGGGAGCCACCCUCUCCUCGCUUUCCCCGCACCAGGACAAGGUCAAGAUCUUGUCCUUGCAACCAUUCCAGAAGGGCUUUAUAAUCCAGCCCGACAGCAGCAUUGUGGUGAAGCCCAUCUCCAGCGAGUCUGCCAUAGAACUGGCUGACAUCCACCAGAUCCUCAAAAUGGCCUCCUCAGCCCCUUCUCAGAUCAGCCUCCCCCCGCUAUCUAAGGCGCCCUCCAUCUCCACGCAAUCCAUGUACAGGCAGAUGCCUCCACUGAAGCCAAAGCCCCUGGCCACGCCAUGCACUCUGGUGGUGGCUUCCACGCCCACCUCGCUGAUGAGUGCCCAGCAGGCAUCCCCUGGGCACAACACCCCCAACCUCCCUCCCCCUCCUCUGAGGCUGGUGAAGUCAUUGGCCGAGUCCACCUCCCGACCCCAGGACCUGAAGCUAAAGUCGGCCAAUGGGACCCAGCCCUUCCUCCAACCCAAGAUCGAGCCCUUGAGCCCCAUUGAGAUGAAGACCCAGCUGGAGCAAGACAGCAUCAUCGAAGCAUUGAUUCCCACGGAGAUUAAUGGGUCCAUCAAGCAGGAGGUGCUGGACGGGGACUUCAAGGCCAUGAUGGCUGGGAUGUCGAGCAAGAAAGGAACAGCGCUGAAGAAGGUUUUGUACCCCUGCCGCUUCUGUGACCAGGUCUUUGCCUUCUCUGGGGUCCUGAAGGCUCACAUCCGCUCACACCUGGGCAUCUCCCCGUACCAGUGCAACAUCUGCACCUACAUCGCCGCCGAUAAGGCGGCGCUGAUCCGGCACUUGAGGACGCACAGUGGCGAGCGGCCAUUUGUCUGCAAGAUCUGCCACUACCCCUUCACGGUGAAGGCCAACUGCGAGAGGCACCUGCGUAAGAAGCACCUCAAGGUGAGCAGGAAGGACAUCGAGAAGAACAUCGAGUACGCGGAGUGCCGGGCCGGAGGGCUGGCCGAUUCCUUCCGCUCGCCCGACACCGUCUGCAAGUACUGCGGCGAGGACCUGAAGUACUACCGGGCUCUCCGCCACCACCUGAGGACCCACAGCAGCUCGCAGAAGAAGCCCUUUGAGUGCAAGGAGUGCAGCGUGGGCUUCUCCACCAAGAACAACUGCAUCCGCCACAUCCUCAAGCAGCACAGCCACGUGGAGGAGAAGGAGAUUGAGAAGCACAUCUUGUCGGUGGACUGCCUCCUGGGAGAAAACGGCACCGUGUCCCCAACCCUCUCCGAGGAGAGCUUCUCUGCAGGAGGCUCCCCGCUCUCGUACCGGGAGUCCCAGAAUGGGUUCUUGCAUGGGCUGAUCCCACCAUCCUCCAUAAAGGCGGAGCCACUUGGUGUCUUCUCCGUGCACUCAGAGGAGCCCCUGGAUUUUUCACAGAAGAGCAAGCCGGUGCCGCUGCCCUCGUACAGGCAGGAGAGCCACCUACUCAAGAGGUUCACCUUGCCAGCCGUUCGCUACGACAGCACCAUGGAACCCAUCGAUCUGUCGGUCCCUAAAAACGUGGGCAAGGAGCAGGUCACCACCACCAGGGAGGUGAAGGAAGAGAGGCCCCCAGAUGGGCACGGAGGUGCAGCCAGCGGCCAACAGCACCCCCCUGCCCUUCAGCCAAAGGUCACCCCCGACAAGCAGGCGGCCGCACAGGUUUCCCCGCCUCUGCAGGGCUUGGUCCCCACCCCGGGCCCAGUCGCUUUCCCGGCCGUGGUUGCCAGCAGCAACCUCCUGCGCCCACUGCGGCCCAAGCCCACCCCGCCCUUGCUGUUGCCCAAGCCCGUGGUGGCGAAGGAGCUGCCGCCCCUGGCCUCCAUAGCUCAGAUCAUCUCCUCCGUCUCGUCAGCCCCCGCCCUGCUGAAGAGGGAGGCGGCGCCCUCCACUGAGGGCGCUCCGGCGAUCCCCCCGCCCCAGCAGGCAGAUGAGCCGAAGGGCGGGCCUCCGGCCAAAGCCUCACCCCAGGCAGAGCCCAGUACCAAGGUGGCGGCUGCCCACCAGCCCGCGGCAAGAGCCCCCUUUGGUGGGAUGGCCCCGGGCAAGAGGAGGGGCCGGAGGAGGGGCAUCAAGUACAAGAAGAUCCGGCCCAGCCUGAGCGGCGGCUCAGAGCCUGAAUCCAGCGGGGAGUUCGCCAGCGUGGAGAAGAUGCUGGUCACCACGGACACCAACAGGUUCAGCCUCUUCCUCCAGUCCACUGCAGUGAAGGAGGAGCCUGGCAGCGAGGAGAAAAGCCCAGAGCCAAAGGAAAAGAGGGGAGUCAAGAUCUUGAAGGGGAAGAAGAAUUCCUAUUCCAACUCCGUGCAGAAAAUCACCUGCCCUUACUGUCCUCGAUUGUUCCCUUGGGCGAGUUCCCUACAGCGCCACAUGUUGACACACACAGGUCAGAAGCCAUACCCAUGCCCCAAAUGUGACGCGUUCUUUUCCACUAAAUCUAACUGUGAACGCCAUCUCUUGCGCAAACAUGGUGUUGCCAACCGAUCCCUGCGAAGGAACGGGCUGCUUGUCAGAUCCAAAUCGGCUGAUGCAAUGGCCCAGGAGAGCACAGGUAGUCACCCGGGCCCUGAGGAGGAACAGGCAGCACGCCCAGAUUCGCCGGAGGGAGCCCCGUGCUGCAGCUCCCCAGGAGUGGUGGAGGAGCCGCGGCAGGAGGGGUCACUGGACGAAGAGGACGGCAGGAAGGAGCGAGGCAAGGAGGGCAAGGCGGAGGAGGAAGAGGAGGGCGAGGAGGAUGCGCAGAGCAACAAGAGCCUAGACCUCGACUUUGCCAGCAAGCUGAUAGACUUCAAGCUGGGCCACAGCCCGAGCGGGGGUCCCGGCGCACAGCAGGAGGGCAGGAACACCUGCAGCAGCUGCGGGAAGACCUUCAAGUACACAGCCACGCUGCUGCGCCACAGGAAGGCUCACACCGGGGAGCACCGGAGGGAAGGCAGGCCUGGCAAGCGAGGCCCCAGGCGGGCGGCCGAGGAGCUGCUGGCUCAGGCGGCCGAGAGUCCCGAGCCGCCCAAGGCCAGCAGAGACGCCAAGCCAGGCGGCGAGGGGGCAGCAGAGAGCGGGCGUGACCUGGACAAGGAGGGCGAGCCAGAGAGUGCAGGCGGGCAGGACAGCGAGCAGAGUGCGGGUGAGGCGCCCGGCGAGCAGCCCGAGCUGAAGAAGGCCCCGGCCAAUGGCUCGAAGGCCGACAAGAGGAAGAAGAUCUGCAGCGUGUGCAACAAGAGGUUCUGGUCCCUGCAGGACCUGACCCGUCACAUGAGGUCACACACAGGGGAGAGGCCCUACAAGUGCUUGACCUGCGAGAGGACCUUCACGUUGAAGCACAGCCUCGUCCGCCACCAGCGCAUCCACCAGAAGGAAACCGUGGUGGCCAAGAGGCGGCUGGGGGCGAAUGACGACUCACUGUCCAAGGGCGAUGACGACAGCGAGAGUGAGAGUGAGCAGGCCGCCUACGGCCAGGCGUCCGACAACGAGAAUGAGGCCAUCACUGGCCUGAGCCUCGGCAACGACUCGCCGCCCCCGCUGAGCCUGGCGGGCAGCCCGCUGCGGCGGACGGUGAGCCACUCGCCCAGCAAGGCCGCCGAUCGAGACGGCACGCUCCAGGCAGCAGUCAACGGAGUGCGGCAAGGAACAUUCCUCAUUCAGGGCAGCGACCAGGAGCCAAUAAAGAGCUCGGAGAAGGUGCUGGUGGGCUCGACGGGCCCCACGGACAUGAUCCAGAACCUGCUGGGGAUGCGUGGCGACCUGCCGAUGAACCACGUGCGCAGCUCGGUGGAGUCCGCUCCACGCCUGCUGGGAGUGGAGUAAGCCCCCCGCUCAGAAAGGACCCCGGGUUUGGUCUCUCGCACACUGGGCCACAAGUCCUUUUCACCUCUGACCCUCUGACGUCCUUGCAGCACCAGGCAGGGCGGGGGCACUGUCCUCCCCCAUUGUGUGGAGGGCCGGGCUUUGUGAUUCGGUUCUGGUGCUGCAGAAAGCCUUAAACACUGGAGCAUGAGGAAUCCAGUGCAACUCUCACAGACUGCAUAUCAUACCUUCCAAGUGCCUUACUACCUGAUUACUGCGCACGUCACAAUUCUGUUAAAAUCGCUCAAAUAUUCAAUAGAAAUAAGAACAUUACAACCACAGGCAGCAGCCUCCUGAGAAAGAUCCUGGAGUAUGAAAUCCCUGUACAAUGCAAUUUUUAGAAAUCAGAUUUAAAAACACCUAAUUGUGGGGCAUCCUAAUGCACUUGGGUAAACUACACUUGGACUCUUGUUGAGGAACUACUGAACUAAGUCUUCCAUUAAGGCCUUACAGUGAACAAUCACACUGACAAUCUUUGGGAAGUUGAUCAUCCAUAAUGUAACAAAUAUAGGGGCAAAAUAGCAAUGAUAACAUUUUUUUUACUUUGGGCAAAGCAACCAGCAUUUUGUUCUUCAUUUAUGACAUGCAUUACAAUGCAGUCUUGAUUUUGUGAAUGGGUCUUUAAGAUGUAGUUUGAGAUGGUGGAACUUAAUGGCUAUAAUACAAGGAGUAUCAACUGGCUUCCACAGAAUCCCCUCCAUUCUGAUUGUGCAUUGGGUUGCUCUAGAGUCAAGGAAAUGACAAAGAAGGUGAAAUGAACUAGGAGUGGAGGUUUUUUUUGUUAAAUCUUAUAUCAGUAUAACAUUCAAUACAAUUUUUUUUAAUGAGUCUGCUCAGUAUGUUUUAACACCACCCCCUCACCCUUGCCCCAUUGUUCUGGUGGGGACAAGCCAUUAAUUGACUCUAUAAUACAGAACAGUAGCAAGAGAAACAAAUCUCCCAGUGUCAGGCAGAGUGUGUUCUAGCAAUAAUCACUAUUGAUUUCAAGCUUUAUGUAGUAUCUGUCUGCACGAACAAUAGUUUUUAUAUGGCCUUGCCACAUUUUAUUGAUAUUUCUAUUAGUGGAUUUUGAUGUUUGAUUGAGGUAUCUGUUAACUUUCUUUUCAAAAACUGUGAAAAGGAAAAAAUCCUUUUGCGCUGAAUUAUGGGUGAAUCUUAGACUAGAUUGCAUGUUGGAACUAAUUUGUCUAUCAGUUAUUUGUAAUUUUCACCGUCGCUCUCAGGGCUUUUAAAAAAAGAUUGCAUAUACUAAAUCCCUUUUCUAGUGUUCCAAAUUUCUUCCACUUUAAGGACUUGAAGCUGAGAGACAAUUCAAUCACUACAUGAAGCACUUGACGGUGAAAGAAAGGAUUAUAAGUGGUUUAGAGCUCGUUCAGACAAAAGAGGGAAAACAGUCACUUCACUGCACCGUGAUUAAAAAGCUUUUUAUUAUCAGAGGUUUAGUGAAUUUUUGUCUAUUUUCAGAAGGAAAAACUUUAAUGGGGGAAGUAAAAGAAUAAAAGAGUAAUGCAUUAAUCCAGAAAACAUUUUUUAAAAAUCCAGAAUCCAUAUUUUUUUUGUAAAGGGAACCUUUACUGCUGCUAAAUGUUAUGUACACAUCUGGUUUAUGCUACAUGAACAGAGAAUCACAGAGUUUUGGUACUUAACUUCCAAUGCAAAAUUUAUAGCUGUUCUGUAUCAAACCAUCUAAGCAAUAAAAUGUUAUACUUGUU